CUUGUCUUCUUGACUCUUUUUGUUAUAAAUAGAACAACAUAGUCAUAAACAAUGAAAUUUCAUCAUCCAAUUGAUAAAGUGAAGUGAAGAAUUGACUCUUAGUAACAACGAUUCUGAUUCUUCUUCUUCUUCCAAUUCAAUCAAGCUUCAUCCAUGGCUACACCACCAUCAACAAUGGCGCAAAACAUGAUCAGUUCACAACAAUCCACAAUUGACACACAAACUCAAAACCCCAUUUCUUCAAACCCUACAAUCCCAUCUCCUUCACCAAUUCCCCAACAGUUACCUGCCAUCAUCAAUCUUAACCCUAGCCCUAACCCUAAUGUUCCCAGUUUUCAAAUUCAACCUCUGCAGCAGCAAGUUGCGGUGCAGCAAGCCGGACUUUACGGUGGGCUGAUGAAUUUCGGUGGAUCAGCUGCUGUUCCUGAUCAGCAACAGCAAUUAUCUGGAAGUGUCGGUGUUGGCGUCGGAGGCAACGCCUCUAACUUGUCUGGUGCUGGAGCAACUCAGUUUAACCUGUUAACCUCGCCGGGACAGAAAGUUGGUUUGGUGCAAACCUCACAACUUUCUUCUGCGAAUUCUGCUGGACAGUCACUGCAAGGAAUGCAACAAGCCAUUGGGACGUUGGGGUCGUCCAAUCUAGCUUCUCAACUGAUGACUACUAAUAGAUCUCUUUAUGGUCAGAAGCAGCAGCUCGCGCAACAGGCUUCACUUAACAAUCAACAGGCUCAGCAACAGCAAUUAGCCGGAGGCGUCGGUGUUUGCAUUGGCAGCGGUGCUUUCAAUUUUGGAGGGUCAGCUGUUGUUACUGCUCAGCAACAACAAUUAGCCGGAGGCGUUGGUCUUGGCAUUGGAGGCAACACCUCUAGCUUGUCACAGUCGGCGUUAGCUGGACCGAGUGGUCCCUUCCCCAAGUUGUCUGGUGCCAGUGCAACACAGUCUAACCAAUUAACCUCGCCGGGGCUGCAAGUUGGUUUGGUGCAAUCCUCGCAAUUUUCUUCGGGGAAUUCUGCUGGACAGUCACUGCAAGGAACACAACAAGCCAUUGGGACCAUGGGGUCGUCCAAUCUAGCCUCUCAACUGAUGACGACUAAUGGAGCUCUUUAUGCUCAGCAGCUGCAACUCUCACAGCAGGCUCCGUUUAACAAUCAACAGUUGGUUGGGUUGCCUCAGAGUGGACAGCCUGCCAUGAUACAGAAUCAGUUGCUUAAGCAAAUACCAGCAGUGUCUGGCUCUGCCUCCUUGUUGCCCCUUCAACAACCUCAGAGUCAGCAACAGCUGGCUUCAUCUGCUCAACUUCAACAAAGCUCUUUGACCCUGAACCAACAGCAAUUGCCUCAGUUGAUGCAGCAGCCGAAACCCAUGGGGCAACCGCAGCUUCAGCAGCAGCUACAACAUCAACAACUUCUACAGCAGCAGCUACAGCUACAACAACAAUAUCAGAGGCUGCAACAACAGCUGGCUUCAUCUGCUCAACUGCAACAAAACUCUUUGACCCUCAACCAACAGCAAUUGCCCUUGUUGAUGCAGCAGCCGAAAUCCAUGGGGCAACCUCUGCUUCAGCAGCAGCAGCAACAACUUCUACAGCAGCAGCUACAGUUACAACAACAAUAUCAGAGGUUGCAACAACAGCUAGCUUCAUCUGCUCAACUGCAACAAAACUCUUCGACCCUGAACCAAUUGCCCCAGUUGAUGCAGCAGCAGAAAUCCAUGGGGCAACCUCUGCUUCAGCAGCAGCUACAACAACAACAACUUCUACUGCAGCAGCAACAACUAGUUCUACAACAGCAGCAGCAGCAACAGCAACAACAACGAACUCAACUUCUGCAGCAGCAGAUGCAGGCUCUGAGGAUUCCAGGACCUGCAGGUCAUAAGUCACUAAGUUUAACAGGAUCUCAGCCUGAGGCUACUGCAUUUGGCAUGACCACACCUGGCGGAAGUUUAAGUCAAGGAACCAGAACAAAUGCCAUGUUUGGACAAACUGAAAUCAUGUCUGUUGUGAAUGAAUUGAAAGAAACAAGAAAGGAAGUCAAGGCUAUUAUCAAGAUCCUGCUGAGGUUUUUCAAGGUCAUUUCCAUUGUUAUGGCUUUGUUCAUUUUCGUAACUCUUUUUGUUGUUUUAAUCAAGCCUUCUUCUUCCUCCAAUCCAAUGGCGGAAAACGUAAUUGGUUCACCGGAUUCUCAAAUUCAGAACCCCUCUUCUUCAAACCCUUCAAUCCCAUCUCCUUCACCAAUCUCUCAACAACAACAAUCUCCUUCAAUUCACAUGUCAAAUUCAUCACCAUCUCUCUCUCAAGAUCAACAACAGUUACACACCAUCAAUACCAUUAACCCUAACUCCAAUUUUCAACUUCAACAAACGCUACAACGUUCUCCUUCUAUGUCCCGCCUUAAUCAAAUUCAACCUCAGCAGCAGCAGCAAGUUGUUGCCAGGCAGCAAGCUGCACUUUAUGGUGGGCAGAUGAAUUUUGGAGGAUCAGCUGCUGUCUCUGCUCAGCAACAGCAAUUAAGCGGCGGCGUUGCUGCCAUGGGUGGCAGUGCUUCCAAUUUGUCGCGAUCGGCGUUGAUUGGACAGAGUGGUCAUUUUCCUAUGUUGUCUGGUGCUGGAGCUGCACAGUUUAACCUAUUAACCUCGCCGAGGCAAAAAGGUGGGAUGGUGCAAUCCUCACAAUUUUCUUCGGCGAAUUCUGCUGGACAAUCACUGCAAGGAAUGCAACAAGCUAUUGGGAUGAUGGGGUCGCCCAAUCUAGCCUCUCAAAUGAGGACCAAUGGAGGUCUUUACACUCAGCAGCAGCAGAUUCGAUUGACUCCAGCCCAAAUGAGGCAGCAGCUCUCACAGCAGGCACUUAACAGUCAACAGGUUCAAGGUAUACCAAGGUCAUCAUCCCUUGCUUUUAUGAAUUCUCAGUUGUCUGGGUUGUCUCAGAAUGGGCAGCCUGGCAUGAUGCAUAACUCUUUAACACAGAGUCAGUGGCUUAAGCAAAUGCCAGCAAUGUCUGGCCCUGCCUCCCCGCUGCGUCUUCAACAACAUCAGAGGCAGCAACAGCAGCUGGCUUCAUCUGGUCAACUGCAACAAAACUCUAUGACCCUGAACCAACAGCAAUUGUCCCAGUUUAUGCAGCAGCAGAAAUCCAUGGGGCAACCUCAGCUUCAUCAGCAGCAGCCAUCCCCUCAGCAGCAGCAGCAACAACAACUUCUACAGCCACAACAACAAUCUCAACUACAAGCAUCUGUUCAUCAACAGCAACAUCUGCACUCUCCUAGGGUGGCAGGACCUACAGGUCAAAAGUCAAUAAGUUUAACAGGAUCGCAGCCAGAUGCUACUGCAUCUGGUGCGACCACACCUGGCGGAAGUUCAAGUCAAGGAACUGAAGCAGCUACAAACCAAGUACUUGGAAAGAGAAAAAUACAGGAUUUAGUUGCACAGGUGGAUCCACAGGGUAAGCUGGACCCUGAAGUUAUAGAUCUUCUUUUAGAGUUUGCCGAUGACUUCAUUGAUUCUGUAACUACACACGGUUGUAUUUUGGCAAAACAUAGAAAAUCAUCAACUUUGGAGUCCAAGGAUUUAUUGCUACACCUAGAGAAAAAUUGGGAUUUGACAAUUCCUGGAUAUUCAAGUGAAGAGAAGAAGUACCAGAGUAGACCUCUCUCCAAUGAGCUUCACAAGAGACGGCUAGAUGCGGUUCGCAUGUUGAUGGAAUCCUCUUCAGUCCCGGAAUCAAUUGUUAACAAUUCUAAAGAUAUCAGUAGACAGGGCCAUCCCAACCCUGCAGGUUCCCAUCAUCUAAUGAGACCCCUGAGUUCAGACCAGCUGGUUUCUCAUUCAACUAGUUCUCAAAUGCUACAGCAGAUGACAAGGUUUUAGUUAACCUCUCUGUUUCUGGUCUUAGGUUUAACUGCCUGUGUGCUAGUAAGGUCUGGAAGUAAAUCAAGAAAUUCUUGCUGUUACUGAUUAUAGCAUCCAAGAAAAAUUGUAAUUAUUUUGUAUUAGACAUGAAAGUUAGUUGUUAAAGUAUCCCGCUAAGCGACUACUCUCCUCUAGAUAUCCCCCCCGCUCCUUCAAUAGUCAUUUAUUUCAACUAUUUAAACCAAAUAAUGGAUUUGUAAUGGCCAUUGGUGCCUAUAAAUUCAUUGGUAGAGUUAUUCAAACUUUCUUGUAUACUUUAUAGUUCUGGUUGGCAUGAAAAAACUCUUGUAAAGCUUUUAAAUUUUGUAAUGCGACCAACACGCUGUAUGUAAUUAUUUUAUUUAUACAGAAAGCAGUAAUUAUUCUGGCAAUA
Molecule: messenger RNA, 4279 nt
Organism: Medicago truncatula (barrel medic)
Lineage: Eukaryota; Viridiplantae; Streptophyta; Magnoliopsida; Fabales; Fabaceae
Product: transcription initiation factor TFIID subunit 12b
Exons: 14
Coding region: 154-3864 (1236 amino acids)
Biological process (GO): DNA-templated transcription initiation; RNA polymerase II preinitiation complex assembly
Cellular component (GO): SAGA complex; transcription factor TFIID complex
Molecular function (GO): DNA binding; protein heterodimerization activity; TBP-class protein binding
Source: RefSeq, a predicted model, not a curated record